GGUAUUGUUGCGACAGUGGGUGAUUUCUGUCAGAUUUGACUGUGAUUUUCCGCGGAUGAAUACGUAAAACAGCAUCUUUUUCAUCAGUUGGUGAUAAUUUCCACGUUACGUCAAAGGUGCGUGGGUGACAUUUUGGUUAGAGAAUAAGCCGCAACCAGCAAACAAAAUUCAACAUGUCGUCCGACGUAGGUAUGGAUGAGAACGAAAGGAAAAUAGUGAACGAAUUCUGUCAUCUACUGGAGAAAUCAAAGCAGCUUUUCAACGGCCUCAGAGAUCUGCCUCAGUAUGGACAUAAGCAGUGGCAGGCAUAUUUCGGACGGACUUUCGAUGUGUACACAAAGCUUUGGAAGUUUCAGCAACAGCACAGGCCUGUGCUUGAUGGAAAGUAUGGACUUAAGCGAUGGCAGAUUGGGGAGAUUGCAUCAAAGAUAGGACAACUUUACUACCACUAUUACCUACGUACCAGCGAGACUAAUUAUCUGAACGAAUCUUAUUCGUUUUAUGCCGCUAUUCGAAUGAGAGCGUACUACUCCAAAGCAGCUAAAGAUGACAGACCAGACCUGAUGGUGAAGAAACUACGCUAUUACGCCCGCUUCAUUGUGGUGUGCUUGUUACUGAAGAAAAUGAAACUAGUCAGAGACUUAGUGAGGGAAUUGGCCAAACAGAUUGAUGAUUACACAACAACAUAUGAGCCAGAGGACCAAAUGGAAUGGAAUCUAGUACUGGCGGAGAUCAAGGCUUUUAUUGAGGCUGAUGGGAUGCUGAGUGUGGUAGACGUGGACUCUUCCCCAGUGGUGUUGUCUUAUCGUCUGACGCCCUUGAAUACCCCACCCCUGGAGAAGGGCACACCCAUGUACUUAACCCUGCAGGAGAUCCUCAUUGUGGGAAACUGUCACGAACAGGUGAAGUUCAGUGAGCUGACCCUGGACAUGUUCCGCAUGUUACAGACGUUAGAGAGAGAACCACAGGAGGAUUUGUCCACACAGAUCUACGACACAUCCCCAGCCCCGGGCAAACAACCUUUUUCUUUACAGCUUUUCCAGGAAAAUGGUGACCGGUUAUCAAGACGAGAGAAUCCCCACAAGUAUCUAUUAUACAAACCCACCUACGGUCAACUCAACACCUUUCUUGCCUCCGGCUUCAAAGAGCUCCCACCCAAUGGUGCAAUGUUGCUGUACAUAUCUGCUGAUGGUUGUCAUGGUAACGCCAAACACACGGAUGAUGCUGCCUAUGACCUUGGAGGAGUUGUCACAAAUAGCAGGCGAGAUUUGGAGUUCAACAACAAAGGCAAGCGGCCUGGUAGUCUUAAAGAGCACCACUGUCUUCACCCCGGUGACCUUUAUCCUUACACCAGAAAACCCUUAUUCCUCAUCAUUGACAGUGAUAAUAGUUCAUCCUUCCAGAAUUUUCCCAACCUGUUUGGCCAGCCAGUUGUGUGUUUGUUGUCCCCAGAGCAGACUCCCACAACGCUACAAGACCAACACCAGAAGGGAAACCUGUUUACCUUGUUCCUUCACAGCCCCCUGACUGCCUUCUGCUACAUCUGUAAUAUCAUUGAGAUUCCCAUCCUCAUGUGGGACAAGUGUCAAGGUCAUAUAGACAAGUUCAUGAGUGAGGCCAGCAAACUCUUCGCCAGGUCCAGAAAAUUAGACCAUGCCUUCAUGCAGUUUUUUGGCGAUGACUUCCUCCGUCUUCUGCUGUUAAGAUUUGUCCUGUGUUAUUGUGUGCUUAUAAACCAUCGUGGCUUCAAGGGUACCGUCUACUAUCCUCUGUCCCACCCUGCCCUACCCACCGAUGAAAUUCUGGAACACCCAAGCCUCGUUAAGAUCGUGCUGGAUUUGGCCAACACGCUAGAUGUGAGGGGACUGUUCUCCGAGCCGGGGGAGGCGGACAUGCAUACGUCGUCAUGACAACAACAGUUCUCGCCGGAGUUUGUCUAGGCAGUAUAGUAUGGAUUUAAGGUUCACAAGGCCGCGUGUACAACAACAACAACAACAACGUACUGCAUGGUCAUGGCGUGAGUCAGACAACACUCCAGCAAGGAAAAUUAACCAAAGCAUCAACAACAACACGACCACCGAUGGCAGUAAUGGUUUUGAUGAUCAUGAGAAUAUGUCUUGGCCAUGCAAUAUUGAUCUCAAAACCACAGCAACAACAACAAAACGAUAUCGAUAACUAAAGCAUGUCCCGACUACC
This is a messenger RNA of Liolophura sinensis, 2196 nucleotides long. Its product is annotated as protein SCAI-like. The record is from RefSeq and is a predicted model, not a curated record. NCBI's taxonomy places the organism in Eukaryota, Metazoa, Mollusca, Polyplacophora, Chitonida, Chitonidae. The transcript is spliced from 15 exons. The coding region runs from base 174 to 1910 and encodes 578 amino acids. Gene Ontology annotation, molecular function: transcription corepressor activity. Gene Ontology annotation, biological process: DNA-templated transcription.